ACCGCCACAAGACACCAACAUAAAACGACAACGUAGUAUCGUGUCUUAACAUCUCUCUCUCUAACCCCAAAUAAGAAAACAGAACAAAAAAGUCAUAACAAAAUCAUCAGCAAUUACCAAACCAAACCAUAUGAUCAAUGAAAAAAUGAACAAUUCAUCAUCAUGUUUCAUCGAAUCUUCUUCUUUUUCAGUUCCAACAACUUUCGUGGGUCUUGUUCUUCUUAACUCAAAAAUCAGAUCUUCUUCUUCAUGUAACAACACUCUUCUCUUAACUCCUUCUGAGCUUCUUACUGAAUUCGUCACAAGAGAAUUCAAUGCCUUUCUUUGGCUUUUUCUUGUUUUUAUCACUACCCUUUUGGUUAGAAAACUCUUCAAGUUCUUCACUUUGUGGUGUAAAGCUAGAACAAUUCCUGGACCCAGUUCUUCUUCCUUUUUUGGACACUUCAAGCUUCUUUCCAAAGGAAAUUUCACUGAUGUGUUGUCAGAAUCACAUGAGAAGUAUGGACCAAUUGUUAAGCUGUGGUUAGGUCCUACUAAGCUUCUGGUGUCAGUUAAGGAUCCGUUGCUAAUUCAAGAGAUGCUUAUAAAGGCUGAAGAUAAGUUGCCUUUUACUGGAAAAGCAUUUCAUCUAGCCUUUGGAAAAUCAAGCCUUUUUUCCCCUUCCUAUGAAAAGGUCAAAAAGAAUAGGGAAUUAUUGGCAACAAAAUUGAAUGAAAGAUUGCUGAAUCCUCUGAAAGUUGCAGACUUUAUCAUAGAUCAAAUAGAAAACAUCAAAGUCAAAGGAAGUCUUGGUUGCGGCUUGGUUUCUCAGUAUAUGGCUUUCACAUUAAUGGGAGCCACAUUAUUUGGAGACGGCUUCUUGACGUCGCCAAAGGCUGCAAUAUACGAGGAACUGCUUAUGAAAAUUGCUAAAGAUGCUUGCUUUUGGGCUUCCUAUAAUGUUACUCCAUUUUGGAGACGAGGGUUUUGGAGGUAUCAAUACUUAUGUACAAAGUUACGAUGCUUAACUCAAGACAUCCUUCAACAUUGCAGAACAAGCUGCAAGAUUUUAGGAAGUAUCGAUCAAAAUGUUCGUAGUGAAGGUUCCAACCCGGAAUUGAAGUCGGCAGAUGGUGCACAAUGCCGUUCUAAUGUUGGAUCUGAAAAUUUCCAAUUCUUUCGUGACCUUAAUGAUUGUGAAAAUUCUAAGUUAGAACAUUGUGGGAACAUAAUGCUUAUGAUGCUUCAUGGAUGUCAAACUACAGCUGCUUUAAUCGCCAAUGUAUUGACUAAUCUUGUCAUGCAUCUGGAAAUACAGGAUAAGGUUUAUUCAGAGAUUAGCAUGGUUGGGAAAAAGCCAUCAAAAUAUGAGCAUGAAGAUGUUUAUAGGAUGCCUUUGCUAUUGGCUACAGUUUAUGAAUCUUCGCGCCUUCUCCCGACUAGUGCCAUGCUGCAGAGGUGUUCUUUGAAAAACGACUUAAGAUUUGCAACUGGUGUAACCAUACCUGCUGGAACUGCACUGGUUGUUCCUGUUCAAUUGGUACACAAAGAUGACUUCAAUUGGGGGAAAGAUGCAAGCGAUUUUAAUCCAUACCGGUUUUUGUCAAACAGUACAAAAGGAUCAGGUUCUGAAGAACAAUUUAAUUAUGGAACCAGCUCGUUUGUACUAAAUGAUCCAAGUGAAAACGCGGCAUUUCUUCCUUUUGGAUCCGGUACACGUGCCUGCGUUGGACAGAAACUUGUUAUCCAAGUUGUUGCUACAUUGUUGGCAUCAUUACUCAAGAAAUAUGAGAUAAAGCUCAACUCAGGCUCAAUUGGUGACUCAGAACCAAUCUUGAAAAAUCAUCUUCUUCAGCAUCAUCCUAAUUUACAAAUACUUUUUGUGAAAAGGGACAAGUGAAAGAAAAAGAAAGACAAGCAUACAAUAUAUAGAUAAAGUUGGUUUUGUAAUUCAAAUCAAUGAUGCAUAAAAAAACAUCUCUUGACCUUUUAUAUUUCUCUUUUUUUUCCAAGAUGAAUGGGGAAGCUCUUCUCAAAUAUUAAUGGCUCAUUGCAGUCAUAUGGAAGGAUUUAUACAACUUGUGUUUUAUUAACUCAAGUUUUUUUUCUUCCUAUUUUUAGUCACUGCCCUAGUGUUGGCUUGAAGCCAUGGCACAUGUUUUUGUUGGUUUUUUAAUCACUUAGGGUAUAUAUAAUGCUGCAAGGAGCCAUAGGUUUUCCUUCCCCUACUCUGGAUGAGGAACUCUAUUCCCUUUUUGAUGUUAUCAACUUUUGUUUUUACUUCUGUAAGAAGUUUGUUCUUGUAUUGUAUCAUCUUGCUGUUGUAUGAAUAAAAUGUACUUAGAUAUUUUGGAUAUUUAGAGUUAGUUUAUUUUGUGAAGAAA
Molecule: messenger RNA, 2363 nt
Organism: Cicer arietinum (chickpea)
Lineage: Eukaryota; Viridiplantae; Streptophyta; Magnoliopsida; Fabales; Fabaceae
Molecular function (GO): oxidoreductase activity, acting on paired donors, with incorporation or reduction of molecular oxygen; heme binding; iron ion binding
Source: RefSeq, a predicted model, not a curated record